Molecule: messenger RNA, 2585 nt
Organism: Arachis duranensis
Lineage: Eukaryota; Viridiplantae; Streptophyta; Magnoliopsida; Fabales; Fabaceae
Product: transmembrane 9 superfamily member 12
Exons: 2
Coding region: 210-2186 (658 amino acids)
Biological process (GO): protein localization to membrane
Cellular component (GO): membrane
Source: RefSeq, a predicted model, not a curated record
CUAAGAUCUGAAGGGUGGAAAAUGUAAUUUAAGGUAGCGGUCUCAUAUAGUGAGGUACGGAGGAACGCAAACCGAAUAUCGAAUGCUUUCUACACCAGAACGAUCUGGUGCGUUGAGUUCAGAUCGCUUCAUCGUCAGAUUCGAAGAUUGGAAUUUGGACACAUCAGUGUUCGAGUUAGCAUAGACUCACGGAAAAAGGGUUGAAGGAAAUGGGGUUUGUAAGAAAGCCGUUGAUCUGCUGGGUUUUCGUUUCCAUGGUUGUCUUUGCUGCUCAGCUUAGCAAUGGUUUCUAUCUGCCUGGAAGUUACAUGCACACAUAUGUAAAUGGAGAUAAAAUAUACGCCAAAGUGAAUUCGCUGACCUCGAUUGAAACUGAGCUUCCAUUCAGCUACUACAGCCUUCCAUACUGCAAGCCGCUUGGCGGCAUAAAGAAGAGUGCUGAGAAUCUCGGAGAGCUCCUUAUGGGGGAUCAGAUUGAUAACUCGCCCUACCGGUUCCAAAUGAAUGUUAAUGAGACAAUCUACCUCUGUACAACAACCCCUCUGAAUGAGCAUGAGGUUAAGCUACUUAAACAGAGAACUCGGGAUCUGUACCAAGUGAAUAUGAUCCUUGAUAACCUCCCGGUUAUGCGGUUUGCUGUUCAAAAUGGGGUUAAGAUCCAGUGGACAGGGUUCCCCGUUGGGUAUACACCCCCUGGUAGCAAUGAUGACUACAUCAUCAACCACCUGAAGUUUACAAUUUUGGUUCAUGAAUAUGAAGGAAGCAAUGCUGAGAUUAUAGGGACCGGAGAGGAAGGAUUGGGGGUUAUUUCCGAAUCUGAGAAGAAGAAAGCAUCUGGAUAUGAAAUAGUUGGCUUUCAGGUUUCCCCUUGCAGUAUUAAGUAUGAUCCUGAUGUCAUGACAAAACUCCACAUGUAUGAUAAUACCAAUCCUAUAACCUGCCCAAGUGAGCUUGAAAAGUAUCAAGUAAUAAGAGAGCAAGAAAGGAUAUCAUUCACAUAUGAGGUUGAAUUCGUGAAAAGUGAUAUAAGAUGGCCGUCCCGUUGGGAUGCUUACUUGAAGAUGGAAGGUUCCAGAGUUCAUUGGUUUUCAAUCAUGAAUUCGCUUAUGGUUAUCUUUUUCCUUGCUGGUAUUGUCUUUGUUAUUUUCUUGAGGACUGUGCGAAGGGACUUGACAAGGUAUGAGGAACUUGAUAAAGAGGCACAAGCUCAGAUGAAUGAGGAGCUCUCAGGAUGGAAACUUGUUGUGGGAGAUGUUUUCAGGGAGCCUAAUUGCUCAAAGCUUCUGUGUGUCAUGGUUGGAGAUGGAGUUCAAAUUCUUGGAAUGGGUGGUGUGACCAUUGUUUUUGCAGCCCUUGGUUUUAUGUCACCAGCCUCCCGCGGUAUGUUACUAACAGGAAUGAUUGUUUUAUUUCUUAUCCUUGGGAUUGCUGCCGGGUAUGUUAGUGUUCGGCUCUGGAGGACCAUUAAGGGAACCUCGGAAGGAUGGAGAUCUGUUUCCUGGUCUGCAGCUUGUUUCUUUCCCGGAAUUGCUUUCAUCAUUCUUACAGUACUGAAUUUUAUUUUGUGGGGGAGCAGCAGUACUGGUGCGAUUCCCAUUUCGUUGUAUUUUGAGCUGUUCUUUCUUUGGUUCUGUAUUUCAGUACCACUUACCAUGAUUGGAGGAUUUAUGGGGACAAGAGCAGAGGCAAUCGAAUAUCCUGUGCGUACUAAUCAAAUUCCAAGGGAAAUUCCCGCCCGUAAAUAUCCAUCAUGGCUUCUGGUUCUUGGUGCCGGAACUCUUCCAUUUGGAACCCUCUUUAUUGAGCUUUUCUUUAUCCUUUCCAGUAUCUGGCUUGGGAGGUUCUAUUAUGUAUUUGGUUUCCUGCUGGUUGUUCUUCUACUGCUGGUUAUCGUGUGUGCAGAAGUAUCGGUUGUCCUCACCUAUAUGCACCUGUGUGUGGAAGAUUGGCAGUGGUGGUGGAAGGCAUUCUUUGCUUCGGGUUCUGUUUCACUAUAUGUCUUCUUGUACUCAAUUAACUACUUGGUUUUUGACCUGCAGAGUUUGAGCGGACCAGUCUCAGCUACACUUUACCUUGGCUAUUCACUACUCAUGGCGGUGGCGAUUAUGUUGGCCACCGGGACCAUUGGCUUCCUUAUGUCAUUCUACUUUGUGCAUUACUUGUUCUCGUCCGUAAAGAUAGAUUGAGGUUAUUUCCGCAAUCUCCAUCUACCACGCGAAAGAUCAGUCGUUAUACUGUUGAGUUCAUUUUGUAGGGAUGAUUGCAGAUGAGUUGGGGGGCAAUAUAUGCUUACUUGAUUGCAUUCUUACAUAAUAUAUUCUAAUAUCUGAAGUUUGCUCCCUUAUACCGGUGUCCUUAAGUGAUUUUGUUCAUUCAUGUAUUCAUCGAGUGUUGGAACUUGGAACACAUUAUGUUUCAUGUACUUCGGUUAAGCCGAUUCAGGAAUUUGUAACUGCUGAGAGCCUGAGACUAUCAUCCCGCGACAAUACUGAAGAUAGUUUAUGAGAUGGAUCCUGUGCCAGAUUUCAUUGUGAUUUUCUGUUCACUCUGCCUUCGGCUGUUUAAUAUUAUUUUCUUUUGAUUCA